Dracunculus medinensis (Guinea worm) is the source of this 1398-nucleotide messenger RNA. The record is from the annotation of a GenBank genome assembly. Lineage: Eukaryota; Metazoa; Nematoda; Chromadorea; Rhabditida; Dracunculidae.
AUGGCUAUAUGGCCAUUUAGAGUGGAGGAUAUUAAGAAGUUAUCUGCCUUUGACCACUCAUGUCUAAGGUAUAUUUUACGGGUUCGUCAAGUGGAAAAAUAUGAUCGCAUUUACCAUCGUUCAAAUAUCACUUGCAUUAACAGUGGACCAGCAAUAUAUGGACGAUGGAAAAAGGAAUGGUUUCUAUUACUGUCGACGAUAGCAUCAGAACACAUACCUUGGAAACGUCUUACCCUUUCUCUUUCAGAACCAAAAAUUACGAGGGAAUUUCGGACCAGGAUUCGUCAGACUUGCAACGAGGCUUGUAAAGGUAAUGAAAAUUCAAAGCCAUUACUCCAAAUUUUUCGGAAGAAAAGUGCAUCUACAGAACUGGCUUUAUUGGAGAAUGGAUUACAGGAGCUUUCAUUAACCAGUAAGUUUACGUCAAAAAUAGCGGAAACACAGCAAAAAGCACUAAACACUUUGACUGAAUGGGCCAAAUCAUCACAAAACGCUGCUAUUGAUGAUGUAAUGCAAAAUACCAAUGAAUUAUUCCGAUUAUUUUCCGAAAAGCAAAUUCGUUUUGCACAAGAUUACAACCAUUUUUUGCAGCAGUUAGAAAAAAUCGUUGAAGAUGAACGCGAAAUUACAAAAGCUGAACAUCAAGUUAACAUCUUGGAGGAAAAAGAGAGAAAACUUAGAAAGGAAAUUCAAAAAAGACCAUCCUUCUUCAGACGCGGUGGAGAUAUUUUUCUCCUGAGGCAAGAACUUGACAAAGUGAUUGCCGACAAAGAGAAAGCAAAGCGUAUCUUUGGUGAAACUCGCGCAGAAAUGGAAGUGAUCAAGAUGUUCAGAUUCAGAAAAGGGAUGCAGGGCAUUGCUGAUUCUUACUGCAGUUUGGCGAAUAAAUGUCAUGCAGUGUUUACUUGCCAUCGCGAGAUUACAGAGCUUGUACCAGCCAUAUCAGAGCAAGAUGUUCAACGAAUGGUUUAUGAUGGGAUGCACAUUGCUCGUGAGCGUGUUAAUAAUCUCAGAAGAUCGCUAAAUAGAAUAACAAGCACAGAUAAUUUGCGUCAGUCGAUAAGACCAGCUAAAAGAAACGAACCAUCCCAUCGUUUGCAUCGUAAUAGUUUCCCAUCUCCACCUCCACCAUAUUCUACUUUAGAACAAAGUCUGUCAUCAAACCGAAAUAAUCAGAGCACUGAAAAUGCAUCUGAAACCAUAAACGACCAUGUUUGGGGCCAUAAACGAUACGUUCCCCAUGCUUCAUCUCAGACUUCGAGCAAACUUCAUAAAGGGAUGCACAGCUAUUCUUUUCCACUGAUUCAGCGUUUAUACCCGAAAUUGCCAAAGAAUCCAUAUCUUGUCAUGAAAAAACAACAUGCCAGUGGUUUGAUUCCUAAACCUCCACGCAUGUGA